Molecule: messenger RNA, 1025 nt
Organism: Megalops cyprinoides (Indo-Pacific tarpon)
Lineage: Eukaryota; Metazoa; Chordata; Actinopteri; Elopiformes; Megalopidae
Gene: mrps15
Product: mitochondrial ribosomal protein S15
Exons: 8
Coding region: 89-925 (278 amino acids)
Biological process (GO): translation
Cellular component (GO): ribosome
Molecular function (GO): structural constituent of ribosome
Source: RefSeq, a predicted model, not a curated record
AGCCCCUUGUAGGAGACAUGACAUUUUGUAUGCCAUAUGUAUCUCCAGAUUUGAAAAGGUAGAUUAUUGGUAUUUAUUACGCGUCAGGAUGAUUCUAAGGUGCGCUUUGAAAUCCGCAUCUUCCGUUCUGCGGGAAAGCAGCGCUGUUUCCAGCAAGAAGCUGAACUGUGCGGAGAUUGUCUCUAAACACGGUGCUUUUCGCACAGUGGCGUUACCUGUGCGACCUUUAACAAGUUGCUUUCAUAAUAGAUGGGCUUCAGAUUCUGAAGAGGUGAAAGGUGAUGGGAGCUUUGCUGUGCAAGCAGUGAGACACUAUGCCAGAGCCACGAGAAGAAAGGCAGAGAUUCAGAGUCAGCUGGAUGAUCUCCCCCCGACCUUGCUGAAGAAGGAGUACACCCCGGUCCCUCUGGCGCAGACCACGGACGACGUGGUCAGGAGGCUCUUAACACUGGAGCUAGCAAGCCACAAGGAGAAACUGACCGUGAAAAAAGAACAGCUGGUGGCCAAAGUAAGGAGGCAUGAAAAUGACCACAGCUCAACUGAGGUGAAGGUGGCCCUUCUGACUGCGCGAAUCCGGAAUUACCGGGAGCACCUGCAGAAACACCCCAAGGACAAAGCCAACAAGAGGCGGAUGCUGAUGGCCAUAGACCGGAGGAAGAAGCUGCUUAAGUACCUGCGCCGGACACGCUACGACACCUUCGAGCACGUCUGCCAGCAGCUGGAUAUCACCUACACCUUCCCCCCCGAGUACUACAGGAAGGUGACCCGGCGCUGGCUGGCCAAGAAGGCCCUCUGCAUCAAGGUGUUUAAGGAGGUUCAGAAGCGGAAGAAAGAGCAGAGGCUGAGAAUGAGACAGGCGGCCGCCGCUACAAAGGCAGAAACAGCCGAGAAGUUGCCUGCUGAAGUCCCAGAAAGUGCAGCAUGAGGAUGGAUACUCCAGCACUCUGAACUGAUUGGUUAUGUCUGGUCACGGCUGCUUCAGUGGGAAGAAGCCACAGACAAGAAACAAACAGCAUGCUUUACUG